AUGUUUUCAUACCAAUCCCUUUCCCUCCUACCACCGAAAACCAUAUUAUCCGCCGCCGCAUCCCUCACCGCCUCCGCCCUCCUCCUUCGAACCAUCGCCGACGACCUCAUUCCCGCCGACAUCCAUCACUACUUCCGAAACCUCUUCAACCGCCUCUCCACCCAACUCACCGUCGUCAUUCAAGAAUCCGAUGGCCUCACCCCCAACCACCUCUUCCAAUCCGCCAAUCUCUUCUUGGCCACCAAGUUAUCUCCCACCACUCUCAGAAUCAAAAUCCAUAAACCCGAAAAAGACGACCAAUUCACCGUCACAGUCGAUCGCAACCAACCCAUCGUCGACGUCUUCCAAACCAUCCAAUGCAAAUGGAUUUUGCAAACCGAAUCGAUCGAGGUACGCGGUAAUCGGGACUCGAAUUCUCGAUCCGAACUUCGGUUUUUCGAGCUGAGUUUUCACAAGAAACAUAAGGAAACGAUUUUGAACAAAUACCUGCCUUAUGUAGUAAAAAAAGCCAAGGAGAUUAAGGAGGAAAACAAGACGGUAAAAUUGCAUACGGUGGAUUAUAGCGGAACCGAUUACUGGAGCUCGGUGGUUUUGAACCACCCGGCUACAUUUGAAACCAUGGCUAUGGAUGUAGAAAAGAAAGAAGAGCUUAUGGAGGAUGUUGAUAUGUUCAUUAAGAGGAAAGAUUAUUAUAGGAGGGUAGGGAAGGCAUGGAAACGAGGGUAUUUGUUUUACGGACCACCUGGGACCGGGAAGUCGAGUUUGGUUGCAGCCAUGGCUAACCGACUCAAGUUCGACAUCUAUGACUUGGACUUGAGGGAGGUGCAAUGCAAUUCUGAUCUCAGGAGAUUAUUGAUUGGCACAAAGAGUCGAUCUAUACUUGUGAUCGAGGACAUUGAUUGCAACAUAGGGUUGCAAAGUCGAGAAUUCAACAAGGAAACCGCAAAUACGGAUGACGAUAAGAUAACUUUAUCAGGGCUACUCAACUUCAUCGAUGGGCUGUGGUCGAGUUGUGGGGAUGAACGAAUCAUAGUGUUCACAACAAAUCACAAGGACCGUUUGGACCCAGCAUUGCUGCGGCCAGGUCGCAUGGAUGUGCACCUACAGAUGUCUUAUUGUGCAUAUGGUGGAUUCAAGAUACUUGCAUCUACCUAUCUACAAGUUAAAGAGGAGGAACAGUUGGGUUUAUUUCGAAGGAUCAAAGAGCUGUUAAACAAGGUUCAAGUGACACCUGCUGAGAUUGCAGGAGAGCUAAUGAAGAAGGGUGAGGAUGUCGAAAUCGUCCUUUCAAACCUCAUUCGAUGGCUCGAAAUGAAGGAAGCAGAGAUUAUGACUGCUAAAUCACCAUCUGUGCAUCAUUAAGAUCGUAGGGGUUAAUGGGUUUUAUAUGUUUGUGAUUUUUUGGAUGAUUAUACGUUGAUGGAACCUAUUUGUAGAGUACAGCAGUUAUACAGCAGUUGAUUGUUGCAAUGACAUCAAUAUGGAAUCAGAGCCUUUUGAUCA
Molecule: messenger RNA, 1503 nt
Organism: Cynara cardunculus var. scolymus (artichoke)
Lineage: Eukaryota; Viridiplantae; Streptophyta; Magnoliopsida; Asterales; Asteraceae
Product: protein HYPER-SENSITIVITY-RELATED 4-like
Exons: 2
Coding region: 1-1362 (453 amino acids)
Molecular function (GO): ATP hydrolysis activity; ATP binding
Source: RefSeq, a predicted model, not a curated record